AGUGAAUAAUGAUGUAAGAGUAGAAAUAAAACAGAGUAUGUGUUCCAACAUAGAGUGCAAUGUAGGAGUAAAUCUAAUAUGUAAUAGAAUAAUAAUAAAAGGUAACUUGUGGUGGAGAUAGUACAUUUUGUAUAACAAUGUAAAGGAAAGUGUAUAUGUGGGGUUAAGGGAUAUAGAUGGCAUAAUAAUUAGAAUUAGAGGAGAUUGAAUAGAUAGCAGCAUCAAAGGAACAUUGGUUUGCAUGGUCAGAGACAUAGGUUUUUGGAUGGUAAUUAGAAAUAGAGAAUAUUAGUGGUUCAAAUAAAUAAGGAAAAUUGGGAAUGAAUAAUUCAGUUAAUACACCAACAUUAUUUGACAUAUUUAGUGAAGCAUCUUAAUAUGGAUGGUAACUGUAGAAGAUAGCAGUUGGAUUAGAUCAUAGUGUAGCAUUAAUAGAAGUAGAAGAUGAAAAUAAGAUAUUUGUAUGGGGUUCGAAUGCAUAUUAAUAAUUGGGUUUUGAUGCUUCAGAACAAUUUGUUGCAAUACCUCAUUAAUUAGAUUUAGAUAAUCUUCCUAGAAUUAUUGAUAUAUAUGCUUAACAUAAUUAUACUAUGGCAAUAGAUGAGGAAGGUCGUCUAUUUUCAUGGGGUAGUAAUGAAUUUGGUCGACUUGGAUAAAAUGCAUUUGCUAAAUAUAUGAAAUUACCAUCUCCAAUAACAUCUCUUGGAAAUGUAAAGAUACUAAAAUUGGCAUUAGGAACAUUUCAUGUAUUAGCUAUUGAUACUUAAGGAAAUGUUCAUUCAUGGGGUAGAGGAUUAUAAGGAUAAUUAGGACAUGGUAAUACUAAUGAUUGUAGUAAACCUAAUCAUAUAACAUCAUUAUCAAAUAUUAGGGAUGUUGCUUGUGGUGAAGCUCAUAGUAUGGCUUUAUAAAAUAAUGGAUAAAUCUAUGUAUUUGGAUCAGCAUAAUUUGGAUAAUUAGGAUUAGGAGAUUAUAAAUAAUAAGAUACACCAUAGAUAUUAUAAAUUCAUGGAGAAAUGAUUGCUUGCGGUAGACAUCACUCAGCUGUACUUAUUAAAAAUGGAGCUUUGUUUAUGUUUGGAAACAAUGAUCAAAAUCAAUUAGGAUUAGAAUGUGCCAAGAGUGGAGCUUAUUCAACUCCUUUGCCAAAAUCAAGUCCUAUGAAUGUAAUACAGCACCUAUCAAAUUUAGAUAGACCAAUCAAAUCUUUGAGCUGACUGACGAAUUCAUGAAUAAAAUUGAAGCUUGUGAUACUCAAGAUCUUGAUCAAGUAAUCCUUAUCUUUUUUAUCUAGUUAUUAAUUCAAUAUUAGUAAAAUACACAAUAAAUACCUAAUACAUAAACAACUAUUUUUAUCAAAGAUUUGAUGGAACGAGUUAUUGCACUCCUUAAGAAGAAAUGAC
Paramecium sonneborni is the source of this 1403-nucleotide messenger RNA. Lineage: Eukaryota; Ciliophora; Oligohymenophorea; Peniculida; Parameciidae. The record is from the annotation of a GenBank genome assembly.